AUAGCCUGAUCAGCCGCAAGAAGUCACUCUUAUUUAAGACACGUGGAAAACGUUGUGCAUAACCUACAUAACCUACAGCUCCUCCUGUCACAAGCCCUGCAAUAUGUCUUACUCGUGGACAGUAUCAGCCGUCCUCCUGGUGGCGCUCGUGGUUGUCGUCAGUGGACAGAGAAGACCUGCGCCGAGUUUCCCUUCAAGAACUGAGCUUGAAUUGGCCUUGAAUAACCCAAGCACCGUCCGUAAGGCUCUGAUCUGCAUCAGAGGCUAUCAGUGCAAGCUCCCUUAUGGACAAUUAUUGAGACAGGCAGGCCCUGAGCUCAUCAUGACCGGAAGGUGCCCAUUCCACGUGUGCAAGAACAGGAGGGAACAAGAGCUGGCCAAAUGGAUGAUCCUCAAGAUCCAGGAAAAGUACCCAGAACUCUUCUACAACGCCGUGAACGACUUGAGCAGACGGGGUUGAUGUAAUUAUAGGGAAUUAUCUUUAAGAAGAUUUUUUUUACUGCAAGAGUACACAUACGUCGCAAGCAAAGAUAUAACAGAAACUGACCCAAAAUGGCCCAAAAGUCCUCAGGGAUAGGAAAGAAUUUCACCUUUAUCCGAUAUUCGAGAUAACCUUCAUUCAGAAUUCAUUACUAAAUAUAAUCACCGCAUAAGAAACUGGCAAGUAUCAGAUUACAACUCAAUAUUACAAUGAAUAGUUCUAAGUUUCCUAUUGUGACGUUUGAUUAAAUCACGUUAUUGUCGUACAAAGAAUGUAAUAUUUAUUUUGUGUACAAUUGCCCUGUAUUUUAUUUGAAUAAAAAAAUGUGCUGA
Penaeus vannamei (Pacific white shrimp) is the source of this 813-nucleotide messenger RNA. RefSeq lists its product as uncharacterized. The record is from RefSeq and is a predicted model, not a curated record. NCBI's taxonomy places the organism in Eukaryota, Metazoa, Arthropoda, Malacostraca, Decapoda, Penaeidae.